Messenger RNA from Adineta steineri, 1887 nucleotides. The record is from the annotation of a GenBank genome assembly. Lineage: Eukaryota; Metazoa; Rotifera; Eurotatoria; Adinetida; Adinetidae.
AUGAAUUGGCAUAAAACAUUAAAAUUUACUAAUCAAUUAUCUUAUGAUACGAAUACAAAAAUUCCUCGAAUUUCAUCGGACAUGAAGUUUUUCAUGUGGUAUAAUUCUUAUGCUAUAUAUGGUGCACGUGAUACACUUUAUAUAUUAAAACCUGAUUUAAAUAAUUCUUUAGUACAAUUAUUUUCUUAUAAUUGGCCUAUUGAUGCAACAACAAUGGAAGAAUGUCUUCAAGAAUGGAAUACUAAGGAAAAAUGUUAUAAUGAUAUUGUACACGUUCGAAUUUUACCUAAUAGUACAAUAAUGGAUGUUUAUUGUACAUAUGCUCAUCGACCAAUGGUUCGUUCAUUUGAUCUUCAUUCAUUAUCAUUUACGAAAGAAGAUACUUUGAUACGUGAUCCACAUCCACCUAUGGAUUCUGAUCGUUCAUAUGUUAUGCUAACUUUUAAUACAAGUAUAGUAACCGCUGGUUAUCAAGGUGAUUAUAUUCCAACAAUACGUGCUACACAAGGAAAAACAUUACUUUAUGCAUUAAGACAAAAUUCCUAUUUUAUUGGUGGAUUUAAAUAUGAUGGGAAAGCAGUUUUUGGUGUUUUAGAAACAUCCGAUCGAAUUGAAACAAAUCGUGUAUCUCGAUUAGUGAUGGCAUGUGCGAAUCGUGCUGAAAUUAUCCGUAAAGCGACUCUUAAUUGUUCAACAGAUAUGUUUGAUCCAUCACGAUCAUUUGUUUUUCAUAUUUUAACUGCUUUAAUCGAUCCGAUUCGUACAAAAAAUGGAUCCGUAUUACUUUUUGCUACAUUUACUACAAAUAAUUCAUCUAUAACUGCAUCAGCUGUCUGUUUAUUUAUUCUUAAUAAACAAUUUUAUGAUAUAUUCACUGGUUCAUCCGUUAAAAAUACUCGAACAAAUGAAAUGAAUGAAUUAAUUUUUAAUUGUUCUGAAUCAGUACCAUCAACAAUUGAUCGAGAUAUGGUAGAAUCCGAAAGACAAUUCUUACCUUACUUAUCUAAUCCAUUAUUCAUCGAAACAAUGUCAAAUCAUAUAUUUACAGCAAUUAAUGCCAUUCAAUAUGAACUUGACAGAUAUUGUUUAAUUAUUGGAACAAGUAAUGGUCAUUUAUUUACAGCAUUUACUGAUCAUACAUUUAAAACAAAUAUAUUCGAAGAAUUAACAUUACCGUUAAAUAUGCGUUAUUCUAUUAAAUCGAUUACACAUAAAAAAUUUAGUCAUAAUCAUUCAUAUGCAAUUAUCAUAACAAAUCAUGUGGGAUAUUUAAUAUUGAAAUUAAAUAUAUGUAAAGAAAAUAAUACAAAACUUUGUUUUGAUUGUUGGUUGAAAGAUUGUUCGAUACAAAAAAUAAUUUCAAUAGAUAAAUCUAUUCAACAUCAAUGUCCUUCGGAAAAUAGUAUACAUACUUCAUAUAUGAAUAAUCAUUCAUCAUUAAUUAAUCGAAAUAUAGGUGAACAUACAAAACGAAAUCUUUUACUUUAUAUUAUUAUUCCGAUGUCAUUUGUUGUAUUCGUAUUAUUAAUAUUAAUUAUUAUUCUUUUAACAAAAUCAACGAGGAAAAUAAAACGAGGACGAUUUUACCCUAGUCAUUGUCGUAAAACACAAGAUUCAUCAAUUAAACAUAUGUUUCCCCAUACAUAUACGAAUAAUAUUAUGUACAAAACAAAUAAUAAAAAAUUAUCUACGAAUAAAAAAACUCAACAACAACAUAUGUUUCCUGUUAAAUCAGAUAUAUGUAUACGUGAAACUUGCUCAAAUCCUAUUUAUUCAACAAUAUCUUCACAAAGUUUACCAUCAUUAGUAUUAUCAACGCCAACAAUUGUAUCAUUAAAUACACCACAACCUCUUUCAGUUCAUCGUCUUUAUAAAAGUUAUAUGUAA